AUGUUUCUCGUUUUCUUUUCAAAAUUCAAAAACAAUACACAUUUGAAGGAAUUAGGGGUGUUUUUCUUGAAGUCGUUUUGGGAAGGAAACCCCCUGGUCGGAUCCGCUGUCAACUUUGUUUCAGUGAAUGAAGAAGAGGGCGCUACACAUUAG
Molecule: messenger RNA, 153 nt
Organism: Sclerotinia sclerotiorum 1980 UF-70
Lineage: Eukaryota; Fungi; Ascomycota; Leotiomycetes; Helotiales; Sclerotiniaceae
Exons: 4
Coding region: 1-153 (50 amino acids)
Source: RefSeq, a predicted model, not a curated record